AUGGCGCUGCGCUUCUCCGCCAACCUCUCAUGGCUCUUCCCGGAGCUCCCGGCGCUGCCGGCGCGGCUGGAAGCGGCGGCGGCCGCCGGGUUCGGAGCGGUGGAGGCGGCUUGGCCGGCGGGCUGCCCGGCCGAGGAGCUGCGGGCGGCGGCGGAGCGGGCGCGGGUGCGGAUCGAGCUCCUCAACACCCCCCCCGGGGACCCGGAGGCGGGCGAGCUGGGGCUGGCGGCCGUGCCCGGGCGGCAGGCAGCCUUCCGGCAGGGCCUGGAGGCGGCCGUGCACUACGCCAGGGCUGUGGGCUGCCGCAGGAUUCAUGUGAUGGCUGGGCGGGUUCCCUUGGGCACAGACCGGGCUGCAGUGGCAGGUGAGAUGGAAACCACCUUCAUUGAGAAUCUCAAAUACACUGCUGACCUCCUGUCCCAGGAAGACAUGAUUGGACUGUUGGAGCCUAUCAACAACCGCAUCACUGACCCUCGCUACUAUCUGAACACCCCACACCAAGCUGCUGCCAUCCUGGAGAAAGUGGGACGCCCCAAUCUGAAGCUGCAGCUGGAUCUUUUUCACUGCCAGAUCAUGGAUGGCAAUUUGUCACGCAACCUGGAGACGUACUUCCCACUCAUCGGUCACAUCCAGAUUGCACAGGUGCCAGGGCGGCACGAGCCCGAUAGCCCUGGGGAGCUGAACUUCCCCUACAUCUUCGAGCUCCUGGAGUCCCUCGGCUACACUGGCUACGUGGGGUGCGAGUAUGCUCCAAAGGGAGACACCCUGGAAGGUCUGGGCUGGCUGCGAUCCUACUGGGAAAGCCGAGGGCUGCAGCACGGUGGGACCAGCAAGGCAGCCAAGUAAAACGAG
Melozone crissalis (California towhee) is the source of this 852-nucleotide messenger RNA. It is a transcript of the gene HYI, whose product is annotated as hydroxypyruvate isomerase (putative). Gene Ontology annotation, molecular function: hydroxypyruvate isomerase activity. The coding region runs from base 1 to 846 and encodes 281 amino acids. The transcript is spliced from 8 exons. Lineage: Eukaryota; Metazoa; Chordata; Aves; Passeriformes; Passerellidae. The record is from RefSeq and is a predicted model, not a curated record. Gene Ontology annotation, biological process: glyoxylate metabolic process.